AUGGCCUUAUCUGCUUCGGGUCUCUUUACACUCCUCGCAGUCCUCUUGGUAGGACCUCUGUACUAUGGUGGAUUGCAUAUUUACCGCAACCGCAAUGGAAUCGUUACCGAGUCGAGCACCAAACAGGAUACGAACGAUGAAGAACGGGAUGUCAUUGACACCAAACACUACCUCUUUGCGUUGAUUGGAUACGCCAUUGGUAUUGGAAACGUUUGGCGUUUUCCAUAUGUCAUUGCUCAGCACGGUGGAGGUGCGGCUCUCGUGGCCUACAUUGUGUCGGCCAUUCUAGUCGCUUGUCCUCUGUUCUUGUACGAAAUGAUCAUGGGGCAGCACACCAAAUUGUCGACCAUUCGUUGUUACGACAAGGUUCGACCCAGAUGGAAGGGUUUAGGCAUUGCCUCGGGACUUAUGCUUUUCAUAAUUCUAUGCUAUUACGGGAUGGUCAUUGCUUAUACCUUACCAUACAUUUGGAACUCCCUCCAGACCCCACUUCCCUGGAUUGCCACGGGAGCCGAAAACUUUUGGCUGGAUAAUGUACUAGGGUCGGUAGAUGAUAAUGUCAGUGGAUUGGGAGGCGUGCAGGGCACCUUGGUAGUCUCCCUGUUUUGCUUUUGGAUUAUUGUCUUCAUGACGGUCGGCUUUGGACGCGAAAUCUUGGCCAAGAUUACAGUCAUUACCGUGCUACUUCCUGUCGGAUUGAUGGCAAUCAUGGUCAUCCGUACAGUAUUUCUCGAGGGUGCUGGCGAAGGUAUCAAAUUUUACAUUGGGCGAUUUGAGAUCAAGUACUUGUGGAAUGCGAGAACCUGGGCUGCGGCUUGUGGACAGGCCCUCUUUUCAAUGUCUCCUGGACUCGGAACUGUCAUUACCUACUCCAGUUAUGCAAAGCCCAAGGAGGAUGUCUACCGUGCCUGUAUGAUUGUUUCCCUUUCGAACUGCGUGUUUAGUAUCUUUGCGGCCUUUGCCACCUUUUCGUUGGUCGGACACAUGGCUACUCAAUCGGGAGUCUCUGUCGAAGAUCUGGCGACACGCAGCGGAUCAGGAUUGGCUUUCAUCACGAUGGCUGAAGCCAUGCAAUACUUUGGUUCGGCUGCAAACGCCAUGUCGGUACUCUUCUUCUCGACUCUAUUUUUGUUAGGUUUGGAUAGUGCCUAUGCCAUGGAGCAAACUCUUACGAGUUAUGCCCUCGACUUUUUUGCCGAACGAGGCUUGCCCAAACUUCCACGCUGGAAGAUGAGCCUGGUGUGCUGCCUUGGAUCUGCCUUGGUGGGUAUCAUUUUUGCCACUCAGCGGGGAAAUGAAUUACUCGAAGUCUUUGAUCACUUUAUUGGUUCCAUUGCACUGUUAUUGGUUGCGUUUAUGGAAUCCUUAAUGCUGAACUGGGAUUUCACUUAUCAACGAUUGGAGUAUGCCUUGGCAAAGGCAACCUACAACAAUCCGUCCACUCCAACUGGGCGACGAUUGGGUCCAGCAUCCCUGUGCAAGCUUGACUUCUUUUUCACUGUCCCUAUCUUGGCUGGAGCGCUUGCCUUGUAUUUGAUUGUUUUAGACUUUAUGGAUGGAUACGGGUCCUAUCCUAAAUUUGUCCAAGCUUGGGGAUGGGUCAUUUUGGUGUUGAUCUUGAUUAUUUCAUUCUCCACCUUGUACAAGAAAGACCCAAGUAAAUUGGAAGCCUAUGAUAUGGAAGAUAUCAAGAUCAACGAUUCCGACGUUGACACUGGAAAUAGUGCUCGUAGUGGACCAUCUACUCCUACAGUGCAGCUAUCGGAGGUGGUCUAA
Cylindrotheca closterium is the source of this 1776-nucleotide messenger RNA. The record is from the annotation of a GenBank genome assembly. NCBI's taxonomy places the organism in Eukaryota, Bacillariophyta, Bacillariophyceae, Bacillariales, Bacillariaceae.